AUGGACUCAACAAACACCAACUUGUUGGUCCUGGCAAACUUCCCAACAGACGGCAAAAUUGCAGAAAUUGCGUAUAUUGCAUAUUGCAAAGCUAUUCUACUUGCUCAGGCGGUGAAUGUACUCCCCGAUGAUUUGGUUCCUGUAACAACACCGGAGCACACAGGUUUGUUUAAUGAAUCUGACAACAAAAUCAACCCCAAGCUUGACGCAGUCACAACAGAAUCACUAUCCUCAAGUGAAGCGUUUCAGGAACUAAUUGAGCUUGUGGACGCUCACAACCUUCCACUCAAAUCAAUUUCUAUCCAGCGUGAUAACUUAGUAUACGCUAAUGCAGCUCUUCAGACCAAAGCUUCAGCACUCAUUGACAACCUUCCCGGGGAAAAUGGCGCCAAUAUACAUCUUGAUGGUACAACCAUCAAAGGGCACACGAGGUCAACUGUGGACGCAAUUGACCCUAAUCUUCUUGAGUUGCAAAUUCAAGAUAUCAACAAAGAAACCUUCUCCAACCAACGCUCUUCUAUUGAGCUCAAUCUUGACGUCUUACUCUUAGAAUAUGCCACCUCCCAACAAGGGCAGGUGCUUCCGGCUUCAUCAACAUCUCAAAGUGCAUCAAGGGGGUUGUCAACAGAGACAGCUCAUGCGUCGCUAGCUUGCUCGUUGCUGCAGACAUUGCGCAACCACAAACUGUCUAGUCAUAAGAUAUCCCCCCGCCUACAACGCUGGAUUGCGAGCGGGGGUGAGACGGAUGGACAGUUUAAGGGCAACACUGCUAAUGCUAAAAAAGCUGCAGAGGCCCGCGCAACCUCCUAUGUGAAAAAUCGACGUGAUUGUUUGCGGCAAUGCGGCAUGCCUAAGUUACUUGAAGACAUUGCCACGGCGCGCAUCACUAUCAUUGACCCAAUCAAAUCCAGGACUUUUGUCUGGAUUAUGUUGGAGAAACAGAUUGUGCUUGGACAAGUUAUGGCUAUAUACAUUAAGGAGGGCGGACACAACGGAAUGAACCUAUGGGUCCCACAAACCCCCCAUCUUGGUCACAUCUUGUAUGUUGCUGUACAAGUAUACCAAAAGGUUGGCUCACGGGCUAAAUACCGUGCUAUCCACCUUGGUCGGCCAAUGGAGAUCCCGUACUACCAACUUGUACCGACAAACAAGCUCUUGAUGCGCGUCGGCUUUGUAAAUGCGCCAGGCUCAGACACUGAAGAGGUGGAAUUGAAAGACCGUCACCUUAUUGAGGAGAGGGAUGAACUGGUGCAUCUUUUACCCUGGGUAGAGAAGGCUGGCAUACUGCAAGUGGGCUCAAAAACUGGAGCGGGACCGUAA
Rhizoctonia solani is the source of this 1320-nucleotide messenger RNA. RefSeq lists its product as uncharacterized. The transcript is spliced from 5 exons. The record is from RefSeq and is a predicted model, not a curated record. Lineage: Eukaryota; Fungi; Basidiomycota; Agaricomycetes; Cantharellales; Ceratobasidiaceae. The coding region runs from base 1 to 1320 and encodes 439 amino acids.